CGAUACCUAUCGAUGGUUAGGAUACGAGAUUUUAUGCCACUCGGGGAAAGAUUAUUCGAAAGAUCAAUUACCAUAAGAUGCGCACAGUGCUGCUAAGCAAAUCGGACGAGCUGUACCUGGAGAAAUGCGCACAGGAGAACCAGUUCGCGUACGGCAUAAUUGUGGGCCAUCAAGCCGACCUUACCAAGAGCAUUGUGGUCCAUCUGGCGCGGAACAACGAGGAGGAUGGCGAUCUGGAGGAUAUUAACGAUGUCCGGCUCACAAUCGCGGACGUCAACUCGCAGGCGUUGGCCUCCCAGUGGCUGAGUGCAAGCAAAAUGUGCCCCGGCUCUUUUGACGUCAUCGGCAUCUUUGUUUCAUCUAUAAGACCCGAUGUUGCCGUUGAUCAGAGUUCGGAAAUCAAGAAUGCCAAAAAACUGUUUUCAGACGUUUAUGAUUUGCUCCUUAAAAGCAACAGCUCCUUCGGUGUCUACACCACCGAUAUUGCACAGACUGACUACGUAUUUCUGUCGUACUCCCUAUCCGACAAGAAGGUUCUCUGCAAGAACUACAGUUACGGAAAUGGCGGAACCUUUUCGAAUAUGGAACACAGGUUUGUGGACAAGCCCUUCGAAUGGAUUCAGCUGGACUCUAGCUACUAUUUGGAUGAUGUGUUGCCCAUAGUGGACAUAAGUCGUCGCAUAAACAUCGAAGAUCAGUUCCAGAACAUCAUAAAGGCAAUGCGCAAAAAUCUGCUGGCCAGUGAGGUGUUCCUGCAAAACGAAAUGGUCGAGGACACCAUUGACUUGCAGACUUACAUUAAAAAGAAGAAGCCCAAAGGCGACAGACUGAAACCCACCACAGGCGGCGGUACAGGUUCCAGUACCCCGGGAAGCACUACUCCUGAAACCCUACCAAUGAUUUCAUCGGACGGUGGAGUGGGUGCCGGUGACUCAAUUCGGGCCAGCAUUGUGCUGCCCGUGAAGUGCCAACUGAGCAAGCCGACUGACAUCAAGGUUCGCGAAUACAAUGGUACUCUGCGCAUGAGCGGUAUCAUUGCUACGAGGAUAUUCUGCAGUCCCCGGAACAGUAUUGCGGACGUAAAGAGAUUCCUACGCGACGAUGUGCUGCGCUCGCUAAUCACCCGUAUUCAGGUCUACUGUGACGGGCUCACGGACCCGUAUGUGACCAACGAGGCUUUGUACAUUAGCGAGCCGCCGCGAAGAGUGUUCUUCAGCCUGCCUUCCGAGGGAGCCAGCACAUCGGUCGGAGCACAGAUACAGUUCUCCGAGUACCUGUUUCGUGGGGAGGCGCCCACUGUUGCCGUGGCCCAAGCAAAACAAGUCCUAGAUGUUGAAAUCGAUCCAGAGGCCAUUUCCGGAGAGGCCGAAGGACUGCCCGACGACUCUAAUUUCACGAAUGGAAAUCAGACAACCGACUCGACGGACGAUAGCCGCGUCCUGCCCAGCUCGAUGCCAAAGCCGGAACUCUCGCGCAGCCUGUACAUGGUGGGCAUAGCGGUGGCCCUUCUAGUGCUCUUGGCAUCGGUGGCCGUGCACUAUGUUAUAACCGGUCGGUAGGCGACACUGCGCCCCCAAACCCUACUCCUGUAGCUCUUUAUACGAAAUGUUUUUUAUACAGAUGCAUUAUUUUCAUGUGUGCUAGCGCACUCACCUCUCUCUUGUGAUCGUUUGUUUUUUAUAAAUCCAUUGUGUACUCGUAGUAGUAAAAAAUUAAAGUGUUUAGGGGUCACGUUGAAUAGUUUUAUUGUGAAAGCAAAAGUGUGCAGCAUUUAACACCAAUAUAAUAAACUAAUGAGUAAUGUA
Drosophila ananassae is the source of this 1805-nucleotide messenger RNA. Its product is annotated as protein odr-4 homolog. Lineage: Eukaryota; Metazoa; Arthropoda; Insecta; Diptera; Drosophilidae. Gene Ontology annotation, biological process: intracellular protein localization. The record is from RefSeq and is a predicted model, not a curated record. The coding region runs from base 78 to 1559 and encodes 493 amino acids. Gene Ontology annotation, cellular component: endomembrane system. The transcript is spliced from 6 exons.